This is a messenger RNA of Varroa destructor (honeybee mite), 2657 nucleotides long. Its product is annotated as phosphoenolpyruvate carboxykinase, cytosolic [GTP]-like. NCBI's taxonomy places the organism in Eukaryota, Metazoa, Arthropoda, Arachnida, Mesostigmata, Varroidae. Gene Ontology annotation, biological process: gluconeogenesis; oxaloacetate metabolic process; cellular response to glucose stimulus. Gene Ontology annotation, molecular function: manganese ion binding; GTP binding; phosphoenolpyruvate carboxykinase (GTP) activity. Gene Ontology annotation, cellular component: cytosol. The record is from RefSeq and is a predicted model, not a curated record.
CAUCAUUUGUUCACUGCCUGGCGAGAGCCAUUCAAUGAGAGUAGCGUGGUGUUUCCGAGAGCAUUCCCUGCACGACCUGCUGCUAAGAUGCCUGCCACCGGAUCCUACUUUUUACCCCAUCAGCUUGAGCUUAAGCCAUCCGGAUGUCUUUCGCAAUCGAUUGGCGAUCAAGUCCGCAAGACAUCGGUUGGCUUCCGACCGAAUGCCGAUUUGAAAACUCUCCCUGAACAUGUUCGGAGCUAUGUUGAAGAAAAGAUCGCUCUAUGUAAGCCGCAUGCGCUACAUAUUUGCGAUGGAUCUGAGGAGGAAAACGAAUACCUCAUUCAGUACAUGCUACGAGAGGGUAUGCUCGUUAAGCUGAACAAGCAUGAGAACUCUUACUUGGCACGCACCGACCCUGCAGAUGUGGCUCGCGUGGAAUCCAAGACUUUUAUCUGUACCCUCCGUCGGGAAGACGCUAUACCGUCUCCGAAAAGCGGUGUCAAGGGAACCCUUGGAAACUGGAUCUCCCCCGAAAAUCUAAAAGCUGCAUGGGACGAGCGCUUCCCAGGCUGUAUGCGAGGUCAGACAAUGUUCGUCAUUCCGUUUAGUAUGGGUCCAGUGGGAGGGCCGAUGUCGAAAAUCGGCAUCCAAAUGACUGACUCCCCAUACGUCGUAUGCUCUAUGCGAAUUAUGACCCGUAUGGGCAGCGAUGUCCUCAAAGCACUUGGCAAUGGACCGUUCGUGAAGUGUCUUCACUCAGUUGGUCAGCCGCUUCCAAUGCAGAGGGCCCCGAUCAACAACUGGCCGUGCAACCCGGAGAAGACAAUCAUCACACACGUGCCUCAUAGGAACGAAAUUGCCAGCUAUGGUUCCGGCUAUGGAGGAAACUCGCUCUUAGGCAAGAAGUGCUUCGCUCUUCGUAUUGGCUCCACUCUGGGCUAUCGAGAAGGAUGGCUGGCCGAGCAUAUGUUGAUCCUGGGUCUCACCUCACCACAGGGCAACAAGUACUAUGUUACUGCUGCAUUCCCGUCGGCCUGUGGAAAGACCAAUCUUGCUAUGAUCACUCCGUCAUUGCCUGGAUGGAAGGCCCAAUGUGUUGGUGACGACAUCGCCUGGAUGAAGUUCGAUAAAAACGGUGUUCUGCGAGCUAUAAAUCCUGAAUUUGGCUUCUUUGGGGUCGCACCUGGUACCUCAUACAGCACGAACCCGAACGCGAUGAAGACUAUUGAGAAGAACACCAUUUUCACGAACGUCGGCGAAACAUCUGAUGGCUCAUACUGGUGGGAGGGAAUGGCAGAACCACGUAAAUCCAUUACGAUUAAGACAUGGACUGGUAAAAAGAAGGAAGGAUCUUUACUCGCCGCUCAUCCCAACUCACGCUUUUGUGCUCCCGCCAGUCAGUGUCCAAUUAUUGACCCCGCUUGGCAAAAUCCCGAGGGAGUACCUAUAUCUGCAAUCAUUUUCGGCGGUCGACGCCCAGAAGGAGUGCCUCUCGUUUAUGAGGCGAUGGACUGGGAUCACGGUGUUUUCUUGGGAGCUGCAAUGCGCUCAGAGACAACAGCAGCUGCUGAGCACAAGGGUAAAGAAAUUAUGCAUGAUCCAUUUGCUAUGCGUCCCUUCUUCGGCUACAACUUCUCAAAAUACUUAGAACACUGGCUGUCGUUUGCUGACAAACCCGAUCUUCAGCUGCCAAAAAUCUUCCAUGUUAAUUGGUUCCGGAAGAACUCCAUGGGCCGAUUCAUAUGGCCAGGAUUCGGUGAGAACGCGCGCGUUCUUGACUGGAUCAUUCAGCGGGUGGAGCAAAAACCAGGGUCGGCACGCCAAACUGCCAUUGGUUUCAUGCCAACAAAGGAAGCUCUCAACCUAAAUGGUCUCGGCAAAGAAGUCAGUUACGAGGAGCUUUUUGCGAUUGACAAAACGUUCUGGAGCCAAGAAGUGUUUGAGAUAGAGAAAUACUUUGACGAUCAAUUGUCAGGUGAUAUCCCCGCUCGAGUGAGAAAACAGCUGAACUCCCUGCGAGAGCGGAUCGCCGCUCUAUAAAUGUGAUAAUACCGAAAGUCUAUCAAGGGCCAUUGCGUUCUGGACAAACAGCGAGUGCUUCUCAAUUAAUAUAUAGAUUCUUGCCGUAGGGUCUCCUUUACAAAUUUCUGCAACUUUAUAGCCAGUCGCAAACUCUUUUGUUCAAUACGUUUGCAGGGUUUUCCUUACCUACGGAAUGAAUAAAUUGACUGAACGCUAUUUUCGAUGUACAUAUAAUAGUGAUCCCCAGAAUGAAUAAAUUGAUGGAACGCUAUUUUCGAUGUACAUAUAAUAGUGAUACUGUGCAGCAAUCAUUAUCAAAUAAUAGGAAAGAAAGACAUGUAUAGGAAAACGAAACAGGUUAUAAAAGUACAGUGAUCACAAUGAAUAAAAUGUGAAUAAAGUAAUCAAACGAUAUUGAUUACCAUAUAUACUCCAUAUAUAUUUACCAUAUAUACUCCAUAUAUAUAUAUAUAUCAUAUAUACUCAAUAUACCAUAUAUAUGUCUUAUUGGCCAAUGCUUAUUUGAUUCAAGCUAAUGCAUUUUGCAUCCCCGGCUUUGCUAGUAGCAUGUACUUUUUUUUGGACGCCGCUUCCUUUGGGGGUUUGCUUCGCCUCCGAAUGGCCAAUAAAACUAAUGCAUUUCGCAUCCCACA